Messenger RNA from Fonsecaea nubica, 441 nucleotides. RefSeq lists its product as hypothetical. The transcript has 3 exons. NCBI's taxonomy places the organism in Eukaryota, Fungi, Ascomycota, Eurotiomycetes, Chaetothyriales, Herpotrichiellaceae. The coding region runs from base 1 to 441 and encodes 146 amino acids. The record is from RefSeq and is a predicted model, not a curated record.
AUGUCUUCGUCUACCGCCGACUCGGGCUCGGGCUCUCCGAUGCCAUCUCCCUUCAACUACAUCCUCUCAUUCCUCCUCGUCGGCAUCUGCUGGGGCUUCACGACGCCGUUCAUCCGCAAAGCCGCCGUCAACUACACGGCACCAUCCCACCCUUCCAUCACCGACCCGAACCGAUCCUGGAUCUCGCGGCAGGUGGCCAAAGCCUUCUUCACCGUCUUGGGCCUCUUGAGAACCCCGACCUAUGCCGUUCCGUUGCUUCUGAAUUUGACGGGAAGUGUCUGGUUCUUUCUGUUAGUUGGCCAAGCCGAAUUGUCUCUAACAGUGCCCAUCACCAAUUCUCUGGCGUUCCUAUUCACCGUGUUGGGAGAAUGGUAUGCAGAGGGCAAACUCAUUUCGAGAGACACCUGGCUGGGGAUGGUCUUGACCAAAAUGUGGACAUAG